CCGCCACUAGGAGGCGCCCGGCCACUCGCAAGGUGGGGCCGCGGGGGUGGUGCGCCUGGAUAUGACGUCACGUCGCGCGCCGCAGCCUGUUGCUGAGCAGCAAUGGCAGCUCCUUUGGAGUCCUCCGUAGAGGACCCACUGCGGAACUUUGUGCGAGUUUUGGAGAAGAGGGAUGGCACGGUGUUACGACUGCAGCAGUAUGGCUCCGGCGGCGUGGGUUGCGUAGUUUGGGACGCUGCCAUUGUCCUUUCUAAAUAUCUGGAAACGCCAGGGUUUUCCGGCGAUGGGGCCCAUGUGCUGAGCCAGCGGUCAGUGCUGGAGCUGGGCUCCGGCACCGGGGCCGUGGGGCUCAUGGCGGCUACCCUCGGGGCAGAUGUUAUAGUCACCGAUCUUGAUGAAUUGCAAGACUUGCUGAAGAUGAAUAUUAAUAUGAACAAGCACCUUGUCACUGGUUCCGUUCAAGCCAAGGUACUGAAAUGGGGGGAAGAAAUAGAAGACUUUUCUUCUCCGCCAGACUACAUACUGAUGGCCGACUGCAUAUACUACGAAGAGUCUUUGGAGCCGUUGUUGAAAACCCUAAAAGAUCUUUGUGGAUCUGAGACUUGUAUUAUAUGUUGUUAUGAACAAAGAACAAUGGGAAAAAAUCCAGAAAUCGAGAAAAAAUAUUUUGAGCUCCUUCAACUAGACUUUGACUUUGAAAAAAUUCCUUUGGAAAAACAUGAUGAAGAAUAUCGAAGUGAAGAUAUUCAUAUUUUAUACAUCAGAAAGAAAAAAUCGAAAUUCCCAUCGUGAAAUCUUUAGUCAUCUUACCCAAGCCUCUAACAACUUGGGUAAGCUAAAGAUAUGAAUGGAGCAUGUGAAUAUAUCAUGGGAAGAUUGUGCUCACAGAUUUUUCCAGCAUGUACUUACAGAUCUGAUAUAGAUGACAACCAUCAUGGGAUGCCUGCAACACGAGAAAUGACUGCCUGCCUGCCUGCCAGUGGGCCUGAAAUCCAGCUUAGUUUACUUUUAGCUCAACAUCAAGUUCUGCUUAAAAGAAACAUUGUAUUUGUCACUCCUCAAAUAAAAAUAGGUAUUGAGAUUAGCCUAAAGACGGCCAAAAAUAAUUCAAACCAGUAAAUUUUAGUUUGUUCAAGAAAGGUAAAUUUAAAAGGUUUUUAUUUUAACAUAAUUAUGCGGUGGUUUUUAUCAUAUGUAGCUUCAUUGCUUUUAAGAUAGCUUUAAUACUUAAUGUUCUUACAUGUUUAAAAAAAAUGUUACAUUGGCCAAAGUUUUAUUCUUUUCCCCCACCAUACGUGUCUAUGUGAGUUAGAUAGUAAAUUAUACUGUAGUGAGUUAGUAAGAAUGAAAGUUAAGAAAUCAGAAGAUUGGGAGGGGGGGAAAGCCAUCUUUACAAAAAUCUUCAUUGGAUAAUGAAGUGAGACUUAAAAGCCCAUUUUCAGGCUCAUGCACUUACGUGGCUGAUGCACUUUUCCUCAUUUCUAUCUUCCAGGAAAAUGUGGCUGAAAUCACUGGUGUUAACUUGUUUACAUGAAACAAAAAUUUUUAAAUAACUACAAAUGUAGUCCCAUAUACAUUUAGCAAAUGAUUUUAAUUCUGUGUAGUCUCUGUUUUGUUACCAUGAUAAUCAUCUGAUCACAGACUGAUCUGUCAAGAGCUUAAGUCUCACCAGUUCCAAACAGUAAUAGUAACUGAUAGAAUUGUGGUACUUACAGGCAUUGGUGCUAGGUGGCACAUUUUAUGUGUUAAAAUAAACAUUGUUUUUGAGA
This is a messenger RNA of Rhinolophus ferrumequinum (greater horseshoe bat), 1769 nucleotides long. RefSeq names its product valosin containing protein lysine methyltransferase (gene VCPKMT). Gene Ontology annotation, biological process: peptidyl-lysine methylation. The coding region runs from base 103 to 792 and encodes 229 amino acids. The record is from RefSeq and is a predicted model, not a curated record. NCBI's taxonomy places the organism in Eukaryota, Metazoa, Chordata, Mammalia, Chiroptera, Rhinolophidae. The transcript has 6 exons. Gene Ontology annotation, cellular component: cytosol; cytoplasm. Gene Ontology annotation, molecular function: protein-lysine N-methyltransferase activity.